Molecule: messenger RNA, 3855 nt
Organism: Diabrotica virgifera virgifera (western corn rootworm)
Lineage: Eukaryota; Metazoa; Arthropoda; Insecta; Coleoptera; Chrysomelidae
Exons: 6
Coding region: 1266-3827 (853 amino acids)
Source: RefSeq, a predicted model, not a curated record
GAGGAUGGAAAAUUUUUUUCCACUCGCGGCUAGCGAAAACAUAAUACUUUAGCUGGCGAGCUUCUAGACAAUUGACAGUCUAGUCAUGAUUUGGCGGGCAAUAUUUGAAAAGCAUAUUUAUAAUAAAUAUAUUAUUUAAGACAGUAAAUAAAAGAUCUCAUUCGCUUGUUCGAUUAUUUAUAUAAGUGAAAUUCAAAAUAUACUUUAAAUACCUAAUUGUAAAGCAUUAGCAAGGUUUUAAAUACAAAACAUCAAUAAUAUGUAUUAGUUAUAAGACAAUGGGAAUGUAGCAAUUUUACAUCAUUAUUUGGAAUUUCUUUAAUAGAAGGUUUGUUCAAACGCCAAUUUUGAGUUUUUUCUUAACCUAAUUUCCUUUGUUUAGUAAUAUUGUUAUUGCGCGGAAUAUUUCUAUUUUCCUCUAGUACUAUUAUUGAUCUGCUUCCUUCUGCAUUUAGCACAGCUUCAAUGAACGGUUAAACGUUUUGUUUUAUUUCAUUCUGUCAUUGAGGAAAUUAGAUCAAUUUGAGCACAUAUCAAGCCAGUUUUUUAAAUGUAAUUUUUCUUUGUCUAACUUGGGAUCAUGCAUUAUCACCAUCUUCAGUUUCCUUAAUAUGUUCUGUAUUUUAUUUUCAGAAGUAGAUUCUUAAAUUAUUAGGGCAUUGAUAUCAAAAUAAACUUUAUUGUGUAAGUAAUGAUUUAUAGCGGGUACCACUUAAUUUUACAUACUCAUAACAACACCACACAUUUGGGCACAUUUUGACGGAAAAGUGAUGAAAGUAAAACAUCAAACCACUCCAGUUUCAGCAACUAAUAUAAUAAAUUACCUACCCACUUAAAUUCUAGACAAGAAAAUCGUGUGAAAUUUUAAUCAUGUGCUUUAGGUGAAUUAUUAAUAAAAAAGAUUUAAAAUAAACAGCUUAAUACAUAUUUCAUUUUCUCUCUGGUAAAAAGAUUAUUGCUUUUGUCCUCUUUCAACCAUCUGGACAUUUGGUCUUCUUAACUUUCAUAAGUGGUCAGCCGACACCCGCUGCGCCGAUGUUCCUAAAGUCUUUGUUUUCAAUUGUAUCCUAUGUAGUUUGAUUUUUUUUCUUUGUCUUUCAAACACAUGUUUAAGAAUCCAGAUAUUUUGUGACACAAACCUACCUUUGAAAAGUUAUUUUAUUUUUAAAACUUUGUGUGACUUCAGUGACUUGUGAAGUUCCAACUAUAAAGUUUCUUGGUUUUGUUUUUCUUCCUUAUUUUAUUAUAUUCUAACACGAAAUAAAAUGAGUAAUAUCGAGAGAAGUUUUAUAUGUUGUAUUUGUAAAGGACCAUCCUUCUCAAAACAGUCAAAUCUUAGGGCCCACGUAAAAAAGUUCCAUCCAGACAAACUGGAGGAAUUGGCACCAAAAAAUGUUAAAAACGUAGCAGCUAUAUGCAAUGAAUGCAAUCAGACUUUCUCAAAAUACUCCAAUUUGAAAGAGCAUGUCCGGACAUUUCAUCCAGAAAAAAUGGAAGUCUUAAUCAAAGAUAAGUUUUAUCUUUACAAAUGCAGUGAAUGUUCCAAGCAAUUUUCGGGUUUAGCAAAUUUCAACGCUCAUAAGAAAAUACAUACAACUCCGAAAAUUGUUUCCCACCGUAAGCCCAAACAAUUGAAGUGUCCUUUAUGUAAAUAUGAAGAUAUCAAAUCGAAGUUAAUACACCAUUUUGGAGAAAAGCAUGAAGUUGUUGUUAAAGCUGAAAAUAUGCAAUUUAAUUCAUUAGAAGAAUUUCAUUUUUGGAAAUUGGAAGAGGAAAAAACAACUAGAUCAUUUUUUGUAAAGAAUCGUAGUUCCAGUAAUGUUUCAAAUGGCACUAAAACAAUAUAUAAUUGUCAUAGGUCAGGAAAAUACAUUGCUAAAGGAAACAAUAAAAGACAUUUAAAAUACAAAGGCUCUAACAAAAUAAAUGCUUUCUGUCCAGCCAAUAUUACAGUCAUUCAAGAAGCAAAUAUCUGCAAGGUAGAUUAUGUUAAGAUGCAUAUUGGACAUCAGAAUAACUUAGGUCAUUUAUUUUUAAGUCAGGAAAAAAAGCGGGAAUUAGCUAGUAAAAUAGCUGCAAAGAUUCCAUUAGCUGCCAUUUUAGAUGAAAUUAGAGAUUCUAUGACAAGUGCAAAUUUUUCAAGGAUUCAUCUUCUAACUAAAAAAGAUUUGCAUAAUAUUGAACAAACAUACAAUCUAAAUGCAACACCUGUCAGACAUAGGAAUGAUGCCAUAAGUGUCCAAGCAUGGGUAAAUGAACUACAAAAAAGUAAUAGUGUACUUUUCUAUAAACCGCAAGAUGAUUUAUCAGAAGAGCACUCAUGUUUAAAAAGAGAAGAUUUUGUUUUAAUUCUAAUGACCGAAGGUCAAAAGGAGAUGCUUGACAAAUUUGGGGGUGAUUGCAUUUGUGUAGACGGAACACACGGAAUAACUAGUUACGGAUUUGAAUUGGUAACAUUAUUGGUUCUUGAUGAUAUGCGAGAGGGAUUUCCAUGUGCAUUUAUGAUAUCCAAUAGAACAGAUGAAGACGUUAUGUGCAUAUUAUUUUCUUGUAUUAGAAAAAGUUUGCAAUCAAAAAUUUCGCCCAAAGUAUUCAUGUCGGAUAUGGCAGAAUCAUUUUUUAAUGCAUGGAUAAAAAUUAUGAGUCCUCCAGAAUACAGGCUAUAUUGUUGUUGGCAUGUAGACCGCGCAUGGAGGAAGAAUCUUUCGAAGAUUUCUGCUAAGGAUAUGCAAGUAGUGGUCUACCAACAAUUGCGUACCUUGCUUCAAGAAACGGAUGUAAAAGCAUUUUCACUUAUGUUGGAGACAUUUUUAAAAAGCCUCUACGAAAAUGAGGCUACCUUGGAGUUUGCAAAUUAUUUUAAAAUCCAUUAUGCUAAUAAAGUUGAUAGUUGGGCUUAUAGUUAUCGUCUAAAUAGCGGUUUGAACACGAACAUGCAUUUAGAACGUAUGCAUCAUACCAUAAAGUAUAUCUAUCUAAAAGGCAAACAUAACAAGAGACUAGAUAGGGCUAUUUCUGCUCUAUUGAAGUUUGUAAGAGAUAAACUGUUUGAUCAAUUAAUAACAAUUCAUAAAGGUAAACUGUGUACUAAAUUGAGAGAACUAAGGUCGAGGCAUAAGUCAAGCCAAGAACUUGAUCACAACUUAGUGAUAAAAAUGGAUACUGUUUGGCAAGUUCCUUCAUCCACAACUCAGGAAAUAUAUUUGGUAGAGCAAAGGAAAGUUGAUUGUGCUUGUAAAAUCGUUUGCUUGGAAUGUGAUGCUUGCUUUCACCAAUAUUCGUGUACAUGUAUAGAUUCAAGCGUCAGAUAUAAUAUGUGUAAACAUAUACAUUUAGUAUGCCGAUAUGAACAACACCUACCGGGUGAAAAAAAUGCAGAAUCACUUAUAACAGAAACGGACUCGGAUCAAGAUGGCAAUGCCCUAAUAAUUCAAGAAUGUACUUCUGAAAAUAAAAUACAGGAUUUAGUUAAGGUAUUAAGUUCUAAGGAAACUGAAGAUGGUGAUAAUGAUGCCAAGUUAGACAAAGAAAAAUUAAAUUUAAAAAACUGGAUAUGGGAUCAAAUUGAUAAAAUCUCCUCAAUGACAGAGCUAAAUGAAAUCAAACGUUUAACCGCUCCAAUUGAAGCUGUGCUAAACGCAGUUAAGGAAGGAAGCACAUCAAUAAAAAUACCAGAAGAAAAUAUAAAGAUUCCGCACAAUAAAAAUAUUGUUAAACAAAGGAGAUUGUUUUCGGUUAAGAAAAAAUCUAAAAGGGAAAAUCAGCGUGUUAACAAACCUUCUAUUAGUGAUAUUCAAAAUACCGCUGUAAAAUUGUUACAUCCUUAAUAAAUUUGUAAUAUAACUAUUACACAUA